AGCUGACUCCGAGGGCAAGCGCGUACGCUAUGAGAAGGUAGCUUGUCCUAACAGCGUAUGGAUGUCCCUCCAAGAGAUCGCCUCCUCCAAGCUCUGGGACUGAAUGAUGCUUUGCGAACAAAGCGCGAUGUUGCAUUCGAGGAGUUCGCACGGUUUGGAGGAGGGUCAGCCCAGCUCGACGAAGAGACCUUUGCAGUAGCGGUAGAGCAAGAGUGGGGGGUCAGCAGGAAGGCGGCUCGAGCUUGCUUCGAUCUCAAGAACAGCCUGCUGGGAGGCGCAAGAAAUCUAGAGAAAGAAGACUAUGCGAUCAUCCGAUUGGCCGUCCUCGACCAGGACGGGAUGAGCGUGCCAAGAACGGAGGAGCUGAGGACAGACUUCUUGUUUAACUUCUAUAGAGCAAACAAGAGCGACGUGGUGUCUGAGGCGGGCAUCGAGAGGUUCAUCCAGGACCUCUGCAGAGGGAGGAAGCACGUGCUAGAGAUCAAGAAGAUCCUGGGACUCGACCGCACGUGCGUCCUCUCUCGGGAUCAGUUUCGUCAGGGUCUCGCUGAUAGCUCGCUACUCAACAAGGCUCUGCUCUCUCCCCAUGACCUCAUUCAUGUCAAGUACCCGCGAUCAGAUGUAGCCGGCAUCGACUACCGUGUGGUCCUACAGGACACUGAGGUCUCUGCACGGGCUGACGGAGAGUUCGAUCGCAUUUCGAAUCGGAUAUCUGCCGCUGCUGUCAAUCACGACUUCGUCCUUGAUGCCGCCAUGCUCCCGGACCCGAGGUGCUUCAGUAGCCAGCAUGGUGCUCGAGUGACGAUGGACGAGCAGCAAGGGAGCGCAAGAGCAGUUGCUCUGUUGGCGGGGUCCUCUGGCGGUGAGGAGGGUUGGCUGCAGAGUUUUGGUGAGAGUGAGCAGGCGCGGGAGGGGACGGAAGAAUAUCAGCUGGCAGCGCUAGUGGUUAGGCAGGCAAUGGACCUCGUGAAACUUGUGGGAGAGGAAAGCGACAUGUUGGAUCAAAUCUUCGGCGAUCUUCACGGUCAGCUGCGUGACCUUCUCCUCCUCUUCUCGAGGUUCUGCUUUCCCACACAAUAUGGCGGAGACAUCGAGACCACAGGCUCCUCCCCCUCCUCCUCCCUCGCAACGGCUGACGCUCUUCAAGCAGCCUACGUCUUCAACGGAGAUUUCGUGGACAGAGGAGCUCACCAGCUUGAG
Messenger RNA from Guillardia theta CCMP2712, 1200 nucleotides. RefSeq lists its product as hypothetical. The record is from RefSeq and is a predicted model, not a curated record. The transcript has 17 exons. Lineage: Eukaryota; Cryptophyceae; Pyrenomonadales; Geminigeraceae. Gene Ontology annotation, molecular function: hydrolase activity. The annotation marks the transcript as partial.